AUGCAUCUGUCCCAGGCCCUGUCCAUCCUGCUCCUCUGCCUCCCGCUCUUGCUGGGGAACAGAGCUGUGUGGCAGUUCAGGGCCAUGAUCCUCUGCACCGUGCCCGACAGCUGGCCCAUCCUGGACUAUGUGGACUAUGGCUGCUACUGUGGUCUGGGCGGCUCUGGGAAACCAGUGGAUGAACUUGACAGGUGUUGCCAGGUUCACGACCACUGCUACAGUGAUGCCCUGCAGCACGCAGACUGUUGGCCCAUUCUGGACAACCCCUACACAGAACUCUAUCACUACAGGUGUAAUGCAGCCACCAAGACUGUCACCUGUUUGGAGAAAAACGACCCGUGUGAGCAGUUCAUCUGUGAGUGUGACAGGAAGGCGGCGGAAUGUUUUGCUGAAGCUGGAUACAAUGAAGACAACGCACAUCUGCCCAGUGACCGCUGCAAAUAA
Molecule: messenger RNA, 444 nt
Organism: Knipowitschia caucasica
Lineage: Eukaryota; Metazoa; Chordata; Actinopteri; Gobiiformes; Gobiidae
Source: the annotation of a GenBank genome assembly